UUAAAUCAAACACAACUUUCAGAUUUUAUCGAAAGUACAAAAUUGACACCAGAACGUAUUAAAGAUAUAAACAGAGCAUUGGUGAAAGCUUUUGUUGUUUGUGAAAUCCUAUUUCACAUUAUUGAGAACCCGUUUUUUAUUGAAUUAUUAAAAACAUUACGUCCGGCGUAUGAACCUCCGUCUAAAGAUGUCCUUUCUGGUCGUUACUUGGCACAAGAAACAUCGUUUGCUAAUCAAGCGGUUAUUAAGAAAUUAAAUAGUUCAAAAAAUCUAACUAUAG
Racocetra persica is the source of this 280-nucleotide messenger RNA. The record is from the annotation of a GenBank genome assembly. Lineage: Eukaryota; Fungi; Glomeromycota; Glomeromycetes; Diversisporales; Gigasporaceae.